CUAGCCGCCAUGUUGAAUUGUUGAAAAUGUAGCUUUUUGUUCUUUUUAAUCGAAGUAUUCGCCCCGAAACCUGUCAAAAAAGAACUACAAUGGCCGAAGCUGGUUCAAAUGUCAGUAGUGAAGAGCCAGAUGAAGAGUCUUUGUUCAUGUUAUGUGGGGUUUGUAGAAAAUCAAGCCAGGAUUCAAAUCCGAAGCUUCUACCAUGUCUUCACAGUUUUUGCUAUACAUGUCUAGAAGAACGCUUUCAGCARCAGCAACAACAGCAAGAUCCCAAACAAAACCCUGCUACAACUAACGGUUCGCAGACCUUAUCGCGUCUAAAAUGCCCGACCUGUGGUCAAGAAUUUCUCGUUCCUCAAAAGGGCAUAACUGGCUUUCUAGACAAUCAAUUUAUGCUCGAGUCUCUGAGUAAACUAACUCGCAAGAAAGAGAACAACGAACGAGUGUGUACUUCWUGUGARGAUAAGAGUCCUGCUACUUCUUAUUGUCUCGACUGUACUGACUGGCUUUGCGAUGCUUGUGUACAAGCUCACCAACGCGUCCGUGUAACAAAGGACCAUACUAUUCAAACGAUGGAAGAGUAUCGCGCUUCUUCGACCAACGAGGAUCAACGGCCAAUAUUUUGCAGUGUUCAUACUCAUGAACCCCUAAAACUAUUUUGUGGCCAUUGCGAGAAACUAACGUGUAGAGAUUGUCAACUUUUAGAACAUAAAGAUCACAAAUAUCAAUUUGUAAAGGAGUCGGCGGUAUCGUAUCGAGAGUAUUUACGAGCCCAGUUAAACCGUCUGUACGAGCAAGCACAACCUUUAACUGAGUCAAUCAAAGAUAUAGAAAAAGCAGCUAGAGGUUUACAAGAAAGAGAAGAAGUUAUAACUCAAGAAAUUCACAAAGCUUGUGAUACAUUAGUGAAAGCCGUCAAGCAAAGAGAAGGAGUUCUGAUAACCGAAUUAAAAGCCCUUGUUCAUUUUAAACACAAACUGUUGGCCAAACAAAACAAAGAYCUUAGGCUAAUGCAGAAGAUUCUACAACAUAAUUAUGGUUUUACCAGGCAUGUAUUGAAAUCAAGCAGUGACAUGACUUUGCUUUAUAGUAAGAAACAACUUAGUUCAAGAAUACAGAACCUGUUGAGCUUGAAGUACAAGGUUAAYCCUGUGGCCCAUAGUGAUUUAAAGUUUUCAAUGGAUGCUGAGAAAAUGGCUUCAUUUAUUAGUAAAAUGGGUUCUGUUAUUACUCCUGCUGACAARCCCCAGGGUAACAGCUCUGUCAGGAUUGACUCAGGUUUUCGCCCAGUUGCCAGUACUAGCGGCAUUCAACAGUCCAAGUCCACUAGCGGAAUUGAAGGUACACACCGUACGAACCCAUAYGACAACUUAACCAAGCGCCUUUCUGCAGCAUCAACAGUAACUAACAAUUUAACAGUUAAGUUAGCAAAUGGGCAGUCUUUAAAUACUGGUGGUGCUAGUAGUCCAGUCAUAGGUUACCCAUCAACGACUAUUAACAAGACAUUACCCAUUCUACCCAAAGGCAGCGUCGUAACCCAACCCACAAUGAAUACCUUAGCAACACUAAAGUACGCUGAGACAAUAGCAAACCARCGACAACAACAAGUAGCUACCUUCAAUAAAACACAGCCACUGCACCACUAUUUGGGAGGAUCCCCRCCGCAGAGGCCUUCCAGCACCAGUAGUACCCCACCYGAAGCCCACUCUAGUUCCUCACCAAGYGAAAAUGGUUUUGGCCAGAUWACAAAUGUUCGCAGUCUCAGCAAAAAUUCUUACAUCCGAAGACCAUCAAACAUGAAAAGGACGUAUAGCUCAUCAGGUCUUUCUUCUAGUCCUUCAUCGCAGCCAAGAGUAAAACAAGAAAGRCAGGAUWGUUUUGGAGAGUAUUCAAGCUGUUCAUCUUCCAAAAAACAGCAGGAAGAUGCAGCAAGCGGAGAGAGUGGGAUCGAUGAAGGAAGYGCCAACGAUGACUGGUGUGCUGUGUGUCGUAAUGGUGGUGAACUACUCUGUUGUGAUACAUGUCCAAGRGUAUUUCACCUACAAUGCCAUGUACCUGCAGUCACCCAGACGCCCAGGUAUAUUGACAGCUGGAGUUGUGGACUGUGUCAACAGCUGGACAUAAAAGCCCUACAAGCUGAAUCAGGAAACUCAACCCCACAAAGUGGCAACAAGCGUAGGUCAUCAUUGUCAGGUCUCAUGGAUUGGGAAAGAAAGAUAUGUGAAAAGAUCUUACUUGAGCUGUUCUGUCAUGCAGACAGCAUACCAUUCCAGCAGAGAGUUAGCAAAUCAGUUCCGAAUUAUUACAAGGUGAUAGCAAACCCGAUGGAUCUGUCUACCAUGCGUGCUAAGUUACAACCACAACAUUUUCAACACUAUACAUCCAUCAAUGACUUUCUUGUUGACUGUAAGCUGAUUUUCCAAAAUUGCCAGACUUUCAAUGAUGAAAAUUCUGAAGUCGGCCGAAUGGGCAACAAUCUGGAACUGUACUUUAUGACCAUGGUGCAGAAGUAUUUACCAGAUAGUGUAGAAAUCCCUGAGGUAGAAUCUACAGUACUCAAGAAAAGAAGGGAAGAAGCAAAGACUUUUAUACAUAGUUUGUGAUGGGUUAGGCAUUGUACAAUAUUAUUUUAUAAUUUACUAUUAACAUGAUGGAGGCAAUUAUCCCAUAUUAUAGAGAAUACAACCAAUCAAAAAGCAGAAAAGCCAUUGAUAUUAUAUUUCAGUUAGUACUCUAAUCUCCAGUGGGCUGGGUUGUUCAAAGMCAGAUUAUUACUAGUCCUGAGUUAACUCUUAGAAAAMCUAUGGAGUUWACCCUGGGUUAAUGCUAAUCUGGCUUUUAACAACCCAGCCCAGGGCUUCCAAUUAGACAUUGAUUGUGUUAYCUAUAAUAUCAGAUAAAAUGUUGUCUUAUAUAUGAUAUUGCAGUUUCCUGGACACCCCACUUUUCACUUGCAAUAGGCCAUGCACAUGAUGACGUAACUKUACUACCAAGACCAGAAUGCCCUGCUCAUUUUCUUUGUUAUUUAGAUUUUUAAUUCAUUUGGAUUAGUGAAAUAACUUGGACUUAUUAUUACAAAUUAAGAAAGUAGGCAAAGCAUUCUGUUCUUGGUAGCAUGUGACAUUAUUAUGAUGCAAAUCGCUUAUUGUUAAUGAGCCAUUGAACUGAAGAGGGUUUCUUAUAAGCAAAGCUGGUUUUUGACAGCUAAAUGGCUCUAUGGCGAGAAAACAACCCAGGGUAUAUUAAUAAUAAUAUAUUGUAAUUGAUUCCUCAGUAUUAUGCUUGAWGUGUGUUUACUAGUCUCCUCCCACAGCAGUUACAAGGUUUGUUCCCAGGUCUCUCCAACUAAUGCCAUUAGGGUAGAGUGGGCUGGGAAUGAGCCUCGUAACGGUUGUGGGAGGAGACUGUGUUUACCAGAGGGAAUGCAAGUGACCAUUCUUGUACCCAGAUCAUUCUCAGCUUCCCAAUAAAAAGUCAAAGCCUCUGGUUAAAGACACUGGAAGACCAAGACUCUGGGUCAUAUGACAUGAUGCAUGGGAAUUUUUGAGCCAAUCAAAUCAAAAAUCUUUUGUUUCCAACCAGAGUCUUUAUUCUCCAUUGGGAAACUGAGAAGGAUCUGGGUACGAGAAUGGCAAGUGACUGCUUAAUGGUACCAUACUGUAAUGACACCGACUAAUUGGACAACUACAUGUAACAUACAUUUCAAACAAUGGAAACUUGCAAAAAAAGAUUCUUCUACAUUUUUAGGUCUUAUUUAUGAUAGACUUUGUGAUGUUUUUGAGUUUGUAAUGCAACAUUAGCCUGCAUGCGUUGUGUCAAGCAACAUCAAAUUUGGAUAUUUCAGCAGGAAUAUCAUACUACAUUUUGUAGCUUUCUAUGUUUAUAAUGUUGAAUACUUAUAUACUGCCUUUUGCAAAAAAUAUGAGAAUUGUUGAA
This is a messenger RNA of Exaiptasia diaphana, 3936 nucleotides long. RefSeq names its product E3 ubiquitin-protein ligase TRIM33. The record is from RefSeq and is a predicted model, not a curated record. Gene Ontology annotation, molecular function: zinc ion binding; protein binding. NCBI's taxonomy places the organism in Eukaryota, Metazoa, Cnidaria, Anthozoa, Actiniaria, Aiptasiidae. Bases 90 to 2603 code for a protein of 837 amino acids. The transcript is spliced from 7 exons.